AGUUGUUUUAAAAUUUAUUUUCGAUCAAACCCAAACAAAAUUUAAUAAAAACAAACAUUUGCAACAAUGUCGGGAGCAUGUGGAAGUCAGCUGGCCAAGGAUGUCAAUGAACUGAAGGCAAUGGUCAAGGCGCAAAAUAAACGAAUUGAUAAGCUUAUCAAGCAUAUUAAUGAAGGUUGCGAGGCGAAAGAGGAAGUGCAAUUGGAAAGCACAAUGACCGGCCUGAAUCCCUACAUUGAAUGCCUUAAUCCCGAUAUUUUAUACCACCUAAAUUUGAGCACCGAUACAACCGACUUUCCCAAGGUCUUUGGCGAUGUUCGCUUUGUUUGCUUGGGCGGUACACCGUCACGAAUGCACAAGUUUGCCAAUUUCAUAAUGAAGGAGAUCGGUCUUAAGAUGAAUUCGAGCGUCCAGCUAAAGGAUUUGGCUGAGGACGCCCAUCGAUAUGCCUUGUACAAGGUCGGACCUGUGUUGUGCGCCAGUCAUGGCAUUGGUGGACCAUCGAUUAGCAUAGUCUUACACGAGCUCAUCAAGUUAGUGCAUCAUGCCAAAUGCCAAAAUCCGAUCUUUAUUCGUAUGGGAACUUGUGGUGGCAUUGGCGUUGAACCCGGCACAGUGGUUAUUACAUCGGAAGCAUUGGAUGGUCAGUUGCGACCCGUUUACGAGGUCGUCGUUCAAACUACUCCCGAGCUGAGACCCACCAAACUGGACGCAGACUUGGCCAAAGAUCUCAAAUCGUUGUCUGAUCCCUGCUGCGAUGGCUUUGAUGUCAUCAUUGGUAAAACCCUUUGUGCCAAUGACUUCUAUGAGGGUCAAUCCCGUUUGGACGGUGCUUUCUGCGAUUAUACGUCCGCGAAGAAAAUGGAAUUUCUAUCACGCAUCUCACAUGCGGGCGUGGUUAAUAUGGAGAUGGAGAGCUCAGCAUUUGCAGCCAUAACCAGUCAAGCUGGCAUAAAGGCUGCCGUCAUUUGUGUGGCCAUCAUAAAUCGCCUAGAAGGCGAUCAGAUAAGCGCGCCCGAAGAGAGACUCACUGAAUGGAAUUCAAGACCACAAAUUCUAGUAGGUCGCUAUAUGCGAAAAGUGCUCUAUAGUGAGGAUUGCACUGAUGAGGAUACUUGUGAUUGCGCUGGUGGGGAUCAGACACAACCUACCGAAUGACCUAAUAAUCAUUAUCAUCAUAUUAUAUAAAUUUGUAUUUUAAGUUGACAUACUCGUUGAAAUACUCGUCUAUAAGAUAAGCUGUCACAAAUAAAUAUUGUCAAAAUAGAUUAAAUAA
Drosophila innubila is the source of this 1276-nucleotide messenger RNA. RefSeq names its product uridine phosphorylase 1-like. The coding region runs from base 67 to 1158 and encodes 363 amino acids. The record is from RefSeq and is a predicted model, not a curated record. Gene Ontology annotation, cellular component: cytoplasm; cytosol. Gene Ontology annotation, molecular function: uridine phosphorylase activity. Gene Ontology annotation, biological process: nucleotide catabolic process; uridine catabolic process. The transcript has 4 exons. NCBI's taxonomy places the organism in Eukaryota, Metazoa, Arthropoda, Insecta, Diptera, Drosophilidae.